Molecule: messenger RNA, 1722 nt
Organism: Lasiodiplodia theobromae
Lineage: Eukaryota; Fungi; Ascomycota; Dothideomycetes; Botryosphaeriales; Botryosphaeriaceae
Product: AMP-dependent synthetase/ligase
Exons: 4
Coding region: 1-1722 (573 amino acids)
Biological process (GO): secondary metabolic process
Molecular function (GO): CoA-ligase activity
Source: RefSeq, a predicted model, not a curated record
AUGGCUCCGCAAUCAAAUGUCAUGGCUACUGUCUUCGAAAAGACGCCCGAGGGCACCAUCUAUCGCUCUCCUGCCGAAUAUUCUAUCCCAGACUUGGAUAUUCUGACACUCCUGUUUGAUUCUCCACACUCGUCUGCGACAGAAGAGGCACCCCUCCAUGUCUCCGCUGCCAAUCCAAAUCAUCUCGUUACGAAAUCCCAAGCUCGCAUCCUUACCAAGCAAACCGGCUAUGCACUACGAAACCACUUCGGUAUCGGCGCUUCCGGCCCCGGCAAAGACGUCGUGACUUGCAUCUCCACCGGCCACCACCUUCUCCCCAUGGCCUUCUACGGAGUCAUUUGUGCUGGAGGUGUCUUCUCCGCCGCGAGCCCUUCAGCCACACCGGCCGACCUCGCCCGGCAGCUGCGCCAAGGCGACAGCAACCUACUUAUCUGCAACGAAGACACUAAACCCAUCGCCAUCGCCGCUGCGAAAGACGUUGGCCUCCCCUCUGACCGCAUCCUCGUGAUUUCAAACGGGGGUGAAUACGCCCUCAACCGAGCCUCGGACGGUAAAAAUGUGAUCAGCCAAGGGAGCCUGGAAUGGCCGGUCAUUACGAACAAGAAGGAGCUGGAAGAGAGCCUCAUCAUCCUGAUCUACUCGUCCGGCACCACGGGCCUGCCCAAGGGCGUGAAGCUCUCCCACGCCAACGUCGUCGCCGAAGCUGCCACUGCCCUCGACCCCUGGAAGGCGUACAACGCGGAAAACAAUCCAAACUUCAGGUACCGCACGCUCGCCCACCUACCAACCGCGCACAUCGCCGGCAUCCAGGGCUACCUGAUCAAUCCAAUCUACAUGGGCGGCACCGUCUACUGGAUGCCAAAGUUCGACUUCCCGCAGUUCCUGGAGUACAACAAGAAAUACGCCAUCACGGCCUUCUUCACCGUGCCGCCCAUCUGGCUGGCCAUCGCCAAGCACCCGGCCGUGACGGACCAGUUCGACACGCUCGAGCACGCCGUCAGCGGCGCCGCCCCGCUCGGCAAGGACCUGCAGCUGGCCGCCAGCAAGAAGCUCGGCCGCGGCCGCACCAUGAUCUUCCAGACCUGGGGCUUGAGCGAGACCACCGGCAGCAUCACCCUCCUGCCCAACGGCACCCAGGACACGUCCGGCAGCGUCGCCUGCCUGAUCGCCAACCACACGGCCCGCCUGGUCGACGACGAGGGCCGCGACGUCGAGCCGGGGCAGCCGGGAGAGGUGCUGGUUCGGGGUCCUGUCGUGACGAAGGGGUAUCAUAAGAACGACGAGGCGAAUGCGGAGGCGUUUCGGGACGGGUGGUUCUGCACGGGGGAUAUUGCUGUGUUUAAGGACGGCAAGUUUUAUAUCGUGGAUCGGAAGAAGGAACUCAUCAAAUACAAAGGCCUCCAAGUCGCCCCCGCCGAGCUCGAGGCCCUGCUGCUCGCCCACCCGGCCAUCCUCGACGCCGCCGUCAUCGGCGUGUCGGCCGAAGGCACCGAGGUUCCGCGCGCCUACGUCGUCGUCGCCCAAGGAAACCAGAAAACCCCGUCCAUUUCGGCCAAGCAGAUCCAGGAGUACGUCGCGCAGAACGUGUCCGACUACAAGCGCCUGCGGGGCGGCGUCACCUUCGUCGAGGCCAUCCCGAAGAGCCCGUCCGGCAAGAUUCUGCGCAAGGAUUUGAGGGAGCUGGCGAAGAGGGAGGCGCUCGAAACGAAGGCGAAGCUUUGA